This is a messenger RNA of Prorocentrum cordatum, 444 nucleotides long. The record is from the annotation of a GenBank genome assembly. Lineage: Eukaryota; Dinophyceae; Prorocentrales; Prorocentraceae.
AUGGAUGCUCUGCAUCUGCGUCUGGGCUUGCCUCGCUCUUCGUCGUCGGGGAGGGAAGGACUGGGCCACUGCUCUUCUGCACGGCCUUCCGGGGCGGCAGCGCAGCUCUCCACAGCUGCUCCUGUCCUCGUGGUGCGCUCGGUCGUGGUGGAGAUGACUGUUGCUACAGCUGAGGCGACCAGAGCCACAGGCACAUCCGCCGCGCAACGAACCAGCCGCCGCCAGCCCGUUCUCCGCAGCGUCGGCGACGUGGCCGCGGAGCCGUGGAGGUGGACGACGCGCGUGGCCUCAGAGGAGGACUCGCCAGAGCUGCGCGGCGUGCUGUCCCUGAGACAGCACCAGUCCCUGCGGCAGGAGGAUCCGUGCGGCCCCUGGCCUCUGCCGGGAACUCCGCGCAGUUCCACCGGCAGCUUUGGGGGCGCCGCUGACACGGGACCACUUUGA